CGCCUGGCUGGAAGACUGUGUCUCUGUCACACACACACACACACAAAAGAACCAUUUCACAUCACUGGCGACGUGACGUUUGGGGAUUUAGUGUCUGUGUGUGUGUGUGUGCAGAUUGUCACAAACCCAGCAGUUUUGAGAGGAGGCACCGGGUGUAUUUCCGGUGGCCUGAAAGGCGAUCAGGGAAAGGGGUGUGUGUGUGUGCAUGACCUGAAAAACAUCCAGAUACCAGCCCAGCAGCAGCAGCAGCAUCAGCAGCAGCAGCCGCCGCUAUCCCUGCAGCCGCCGCCCGCCCGCCCGCACAGACCAGGAUGGCAAGCUUGUGAACUGUCAGCAUCCGAGGCAAUGGCUGUGGACGCGGCUUCCCAUUUCAGCUUUUGCCGAAAUGCCCUGGGUCAAAACGUGCCAACCGAUGAUUUAAACUGCGGCUUGCAAGACGAUUCCGAUAACUCCGCCUGGAAUGGCGGAGGUGGUCAACGGUCAUUGGGAACUAGGAACAUAAAACUCCUACAACAGCCAGGAACAGAACAUUUCCAGAUCGGAUCGAGUGAUGGAUAUUAUAGUUUUCACACAAGUCCAAACUUCACAAGACACACCAAGCCUGUAGUACUGUGGACACAGCAGGAUGUCUGUAAAUGGCUGAAGAAACACUGUCCGCACAAUUACCUGACCUACGUGGAGGCAUUCUCUCACCAUGCAAUAACAGGUCGGGCCCUCCUUCGGCUCAAUGGUGAGAAGCUGGAACGGAUGGGAAUAAUGCAAGACGGGCAACGGCAAGAGGUACUUCAACAGGUUCUUCAGCUGCAGGUACGAGAGGAAGUGAGGAACCUACAACUACUUAGACAAGCCUCAUUUGACAGUGGCUCCUAGCCGACACCUCCCUGCUAUGACCAUCAACGCCAUGGGAUCAUCUGUGCGGGAGGAGAUUUGAAACUGUGAAGUCUCUUGCAGUGAAUUCAUGUCAUCAUUCUGCAACGCAGCAACUCUUGGGCUCAGCUGAUUCUCGAAACUUCGUCACAAUUUUCUUUCCCAGCUUCAAGGCAAACAAAACAAAAAAAAAACACUGACAUUUUUCUUUUAUAGGUUUGUAAAUUGAAUACAAAAAAAUCCAGUCAGCUGAUGGUGAGGAUGGAGAGGUUCCACAAUUCACUAAAUUUGCUCCGUUAAACACUUGACCCUCCAUCCCCCUGCUCACAGUUUGCUGUAAGACCAGGCAGGGAGCUAAUCAAUCUGUUGCAACACAAUAAAAUGAAAGUGCUCCUGAAA
Molecule: messenger RNA, 1266 nt
Organism: Amblyraja radiata (thorny skate)
Lineage: Eukaryota; Metazoa; Chordata; Chondrichthyes; Rajiformes; Rajidae
Product: sterile alpha motif domain-containing protein 10
Exons: 5
Coding region: 346-870 (174 amino acids)
Biological process (GO): cell surface receptor protein tyrosine kinase signaling pathway
Cellular component (GO): cytoplasmic side of plasma membrane
Molecular function (GO): protein binding
Source: RefSeq, a predicted model, not a curated record